AUGCAAAUUGCUACCAAUUUAACACCACAUAAUAUAUUAAAUAAGACUUUUAAUAAUUCUUUAAAUAUUUCUUCCGAAGAAAAAAAUGAAAAUAUUGAUUUAACAAAUUUAUUAUUAAGUAUUUUAUUGAGUUUUUGUUGUAUUAUUACCGUUCUUGGUAAUAUACUUGUUAUUUAUGCUGUUAUUCAAGAACGAUAUUUAAAAUCAGCUACAUAUUAUUAUAUGGCAUCAUUAGCAUGUGCUGAUUUAUUUGUUGGUUUGAUUGUUAUGCCAUUUGCUAUUGUCCAACUUAUUUAUGGUGAUUAUUGGCCAUUCGGUAGAAUCUAUUGUGAACUUUGGCAUUCAUUUGAUAUUUGUGCAAGUACAGCAUCAAUAUUGGAUUUAUGUGUUAUUGCUUUAGAUCGAUAUUCAGCAAUAACAAAUCCGAUAUCUUAUCAUCGAGCAUUUUUUGUUAAACGAUGGCCUUAUCUGCUUCUUGCUGUCUGGUUAUGUUCAGGCUUAAUUUCAUUUCCUGCCAUAGUCUACUGGCGUUUAGUUGUUGGUCAAUAUGAAAAAAAUCGUUGUCUUUUUCCUGAUGAUAUAUUUUAUAUAUUAACUUCUUCAUCAAUAUCAUUUUAUAUCCCAUUAUUUGUUAUGAUAUUUGUUUAUAUAAGAAUUUAUCGUGCAGCUAUAAAACAAUUGCAUGCAUUUAAAACUGGUGUUAAAGUAGCAACAUCAAUAAAACCAAAAAUAAAGAAACAACAAUCAAAAGAUGAAAAUAUACCAACAAUAACUGUUCCAGCAGAUGUAUGUUUACGUAUACAUCGUGGAAAAUAUCAUGGUUUACAAACUGAUCGUGAAUCAUCAGCAACAGAGAAUUCUUUAUCACGUUGUUCAAUUACUGAAAAUCAUCAAAUGGCAAUAAAUCGAAAACAUAUAUUUUCAAAUAAAUCACGUCAAUCAUUUGGUAAACGUUUAACAAAAUUUUCAAAAGAACAAAAAGCAACAAUAACACUUGCUUAUGUUAUGGGAAUAUUCGUUAUAUGUUGGUUACCUUUUUUUGUUUAUACUCCAUUAACUGCCAUAGCUAAAUUAUUUCUUCAAGAAAAAAAAUCUUUAAAUAAAUUAGAACAAUUUUUAGUUGGAAAUGAUCUUGUCUUUCAAUUAUUUACUUGGUUUGGUUAUAUUAAUUCAAGUGUUAAUCCAAUAAUUUAUGCAUAUUCUUCACGUGAAUUUCGUCGAGCAUUUAUUAAAUAUUUAUGUCGAUGUUUUCCAACACGUUUAAGAAAUAUGUUGAUGUCAUAUCAUAAUUUACAUUUAUUACGUUAUCGUCAAGCACAACCAUCAUCAGCUAUAUCAGCUGAAAAUUUUGAUUCAUCAUCAGAAAUUAAACAAAUGACUAUUCCAUCAUCACCAUCAAUUCCAACAACUAUUUUAAUUAAUAUUCAAAAUAAUAAACAAUCAAAACUUUGUUUUCUAACCAAAUAUUCUCGAAAAAAUCUCAAUCAACAAAAACAAAACAAUCAUAAACCUGAAACUAAUAUUCUCGUUGAUUAUUGUAGUUAUCAUGAUGUUGCCGUAUCACGAGUAACAUGUCUUUGA
Messenger RNA from Adineta steineri, 1581 nucleotides. NCBI's taxonomy places the organism in Eukaryota, Metazoa, Rotifera, Eurotatoria, Adinetida, Adinetidae. The record is from the annotation of a GenBank genome assembly.